CCGCUUUCCCCUUUUGGAUCUUUGCAGAAUGGCUCGCUUCGCAGAAGAUCUGCCCAGCCGCUAUGGAGGGAGCGCAGGCGGCGGCGGCGGACGAGGCGCGCCGGGCGCAGGGCGAGGCGCAGCCCGGGGCGGCGGCGGCGGCGGCGGCGGCGGCGCACCGGGCGCCCAGAGGAUGUACAAACAGUCGAUGGCGCAGAGAGCCCGGACGAUGGCCAUUUACAACCCCAACCCUGUCAAACAAAACUGCUUGACUGUCAAUCGGUCCCUGUUCAUCUUCCGCGAGGACAACCUCAUCAGGAAGUACGCCAAGCGAAUAACUGAGUGGCCUCCGUUUGAGUACAUGAUCCUUGCAACAAUUAUCGCCAACUGCAUCGUCUUGGCUCUGGAGCAGCAUUUGCCUGCCAGCGACAAGACACCAAUGGCAGAACGCCUGGAUGACACGGAGCCUUACUUUAUUGGAAUAUUCUGUUUCGAGGCAGCCAUUAAGAUCAUUGCCCUGGGCUUUGCGUUUCAUAAAGGCUCCUACCUCCGUAAUGGCUGGAAUGUAAUGGACUUUGUGGUCGUCCUCACAGGAAUCUUGGCCACAGUUGGUUCAGACUUUGACCUGCGAACACUGCGUGCGGUGAGAGUGCUGAGACCCCUCAAGCUUGUAUCAGGAAUUCCCAGUCUCCAGGUGGUGCUGAAGUCGAUCAUGAAAGCCAUGGUUCCUCUGCUUCAGAUUGGCCUGUUGCUGUUCUUUGCCAUAGUCAUGUUCGCCAUCAUAGGUUUGGAAUUCUACAUGGGAAAGUUCCACACCACUUGCUUCGGGAUUGACACCGGUAAGAGAGCAGCUGACUGGCCUUGUGGUCUGGAGCCUCCUGCUAGGACUUGUCCUAAUGGGACCCAGUGUACUGAGUACUGGACUGGACCUAACUUCGGCAUCACCAACUUUGACAACAUCCUUUUCGCCGUGCUGACGGUGUUCCAGUGCAUCACCAUGGAGGGCUGGGUGGAGAUCCUCUACAAUGUGAACCCUGCAGCGGGAAACAGCUGGAACUGGCUAUUAUUCAUCCCUCUCAUCAUCAUCGGCUCUUUCUUCAUGCUUAACCUGGUUCUCGGUGUCUUAUCAGGAGAAUUUGCCAAAGAGCGGGAGCGUGUGGAGAAAAGGCAGGAGUUCUUGAAGCUUCGCCGGCAGCACAUAGAACGUGAGCUCACCGGCUACCUGGAGUGGAUCUGCAAAGCCGAGGAGGUUCUGCUGAGGAGGAGGACGAGAUCGUGUGAGGAGAAAUCUCCACUGGAUGCUACUUGGUACAAGAGGAAUCAGAACCCCCCAGUCCUGAAACGAGGCAAAUCCAGAAAAGGUAAAAAUGACUUGAUCGGUGCUGAGGAGGGCGAGGAUGCUUUCACAGACAUUUCUUCUGUUGCGCCCCCUGGUUCCCCAUUUGGCCGAGCCAGUGUGAAAAGCAGCAACAAAAUAGACAGCUCAUGCUACUUCCGCCGCAAAGAGAAGAGGACGUUUUUUAUCCGGCGCAUGGUGAAGGCACAGAGCUUCUACUGGAUCGUGCUGUGUCUGGUGGGUCUCAACACCAUGUGUGUGGCCAUCGUCCACUACGACCAGCCGGAGUGGCUCACAAAGUCCCUGUACACGGCAGAGAUUGUGUUCCUCGGUCUGUUUCUGACGGAGAUGACGCUGAAGAUGUAUGGUCUCGGGGCCAGGAACUACUUCCACUCCUCCUUUAACUGUUUUGAUUUUGGGGUAAUUGUUGGAAGUAUUUUUGAGGUGAUCUGGGACAUGAUCAAACCCGGAGCAUCCUUUGGUAUCAGUGUGUUGAGAGCCCUGCGAUUGCUCAGGAUAUUCAAAGUCACAAAAUACUGGAACUCUCUGAGGAACCUUGUGGUUUCCCUCCUUAACUCCAUGAAGUCCAUCAUCAGCUUGCUCUUCCUCCUCUUCCUCUUCAUCGUGGUCUUUGCUCUGCUCGGCAUGCAGCUCUUUGGAGGACAGUUUAACUUUGAAGAUGAAACACCAACGACAAACUUUGAUACCUUCCCGGCAGCCAUCUUGACUGUGUUCCAGAUUCUGACCGGUGAGGACUGGAACGCUGUGAUGUAUCAUGGGAUCGAGUCUCAGGGAGGCGUUCACCGCGGGAUGUUCUCCUCCAUCUACUUCAUUGUCCUCACCCUGUUUGGAAACUACACCCUCCUGAAUGUCUUCUUGGCCAUCGCUGUUGAUAACCUCGCUAAUGCACAAGAGUUGACUAAGGAUGAAGAGGAGCAGGAGGAAGCAGCCAAUAAGAAGCUUGCACUGCAGAAGGCUUUGGAGGUGAAGGAAGUCAGCCCGAUAUCAGCAGCUAACAUCUCCAUUACAGCUUUUGUAAAGCAAAAUCAAGAUGCACUCUCUCGCAGGUCGUCCAUCAACAGCAUACAGUCAGCUAAAGAGCAGCAGCGCUCUUCAAAGACAAUGUCAGUGUGGGAGCAGAGGACCAACCAGCUGAGGAGACACAACAUGAGGACGAGCAACGAGGCCUUGUUCAAUGAGCUGGACUCUGAGGCGCGCCUCCGUAUGACCUCCGCCCUUCACCUGCACCCUGACAUGAAGACUCACCUGGACAGACCGCUGGUGGUGGACGCCAGGAAUGGGGACAAACCCAGCAAACCUCCUGAAGCAAGAGAUCCCCAGCAGGACACGACAGGACACGUCAGGAAGCACUACCGACACCACGACAGGAGCGGAGAGAGCAACGACCGGGGUGGGAGGGACCGCACCCAUCACAGCCACAACAGAGGUCAGCCUGAAGGGUCACGGUCCAAAGAGAAGAGAGCAGAGAAGAGUCUCAGCCGUGAAGGAGGUCAGGCUCACAGACACCAUCACCACCACCACCGCCGUUCCACCUCUCCUGAAGAGAGCGUGAACGAUGUAAGAGGAGGAGGAGGGGAGGAAAAGGAGCCCCACCAUCACCACUCCCACCGUCCUCCAAAAGAGGGAAACGGGACGCUAACUAAUGCUGGAAAGGGAGAUCAGCGGGGGAGGGGACAGAGGGAGGGAGGAAAUGGCAGUCUUGAGAGGAAGAGAAGAUGCUCUCGUAUGGUCAAAGCUCUGUCCACAUCAGAUGGAGAGGAUGGCAAAAAGAACAAAAAUGAAGCCAAAGGUCAAAGGGAAGGUCAGACGGACUUAGAGGAGGACGGCCUCUCCUGCAGCCCGGUGCAGCCUGCACAGAGCAUCCUGAGCCUGGGAGAAAAGCAAGAGGAUGCUGACAACCAGAAGAACUCCACCAGGGCCGGCCAGGCCCGCCUGACCAGCAACGCCAUCCACAUCCCAGUCACCAUCACUGCUCCGCCCGGAGACACCACCAUCAUACCCAUGAACAACAUCGACUGUGACAGCUUCCGACUCAAUGAUGAGAAGAAAGUUCUGGAGGAGGAGGAAGAGGAGGAGGAAGCAGCUAAUGGGCCCCGGCAGAUCCUCCCCUACAGCUCCAUGUUCAUCUUCGGCCAAACCAAUCCUGUCCGUCGGCUCUGUCAUUAUGUGGUCAACUUGCGCUACUUUGAAAUGUGCAUCCUGAUCGUCAUUACCAUGAGCAGCAUCGCCCUGGCAGCCGAGGACCCUGUGCAGGCCAAUGCGCCACGCAACAACGUUCUGAAGUACCUUGACUAUGUCUUCACUGGAGUUUUCACCUUUGAGAUGGUGAUUAAGAUGGGUGAUUUGGGGCUGCUCCUUCACCCGGGUUCCUAUUUCCGUGAUCUGUGGAACAUUCUGGUUAUUGUGGUCAGUGGAGCCCUGGUAGCCUUCGCCUGCUCGAGCCUAAUGGGAUCGCAACAAAGUGUGGCCAGAGGAACUAAAGGCAAGGACAUCAACACCAUCAAGUCCCUGAGGGUUCUCAGAGUCCUACGUCCCCUCAAGACCAUCAAAAGACUCCCCAAACUGAAGGCCGUGUUUGACUGCGUUGUGAACUCUCUGAAGAAUGUUCUGAACAUCCUCAUCGUCUACAUCCUCUUCAUGUUCAUCUUCGCAGUUAUUGCUGUGCAGCUCUUUAAGGGAAAGUUCUUCUACUGCACAGACAAGUCCAAAGGUCUGGAAAAGGACUGCAGGGGCCAGUUUCUGGACUAUGACAGGGAUGAUGUCACAGCACAGCCCAGGGAGUGGAGGAAGUAUGAGUUCCACUAUGACAACGUUCUCUGGGCUUUCCUCACGCUCUUCACCGUGUCCACCGGUGAAGGCUGGCCAGUAGUUCUGAAACACUCUGUGGAUGCCACCUAUGAGGACCAGGGUCCCAGCCCGGGUUUUCGCAUGGAGACCUCCAUCUUCUACGUUGUCUACUUUGUCGUGUUCCCCUUCUUCUUCGUCAACAUAUUCGUGGCUUUGAUCAUCAUCACCUUCCAGGAGCAAGGAGACAAGGCCAUGUCCGAGUGUAGCCUGGAGAAGAACGAGAGGGCGUGCAUCGACUUUGCCAUCAACGCCAGGCCGCUGACCAGAUACAUGCCGGAGAACAAGCAGUGCUUCCAGUACAAGAUGUGGAAGUUUGUGGUUUCUCCUCCGUUCGAGUACGCCAUCAUGACGUUAAUCGCCCUCAACACAGUCGUGCUGAUGAUGAAGUUCUAUGGCGCUCCGGAUCUCUACGAGUCCAUGCUGAAACAUCUAAACAUUGUCUUCACCGCCCUCUUCACACUGGAAUGCAUCCUCAAGAUUAUUGCCUUCGGCCCACUGAACUACCUGAAAGCAGCGUGGAAUGUGUUUGACUUUGUCACGGUGCUUGGAAGCAUAACGGACAUCUUGGUCACGGAGCUUAAGACGGACAAAAUGAUUAACCUGAGCUUCCUGCGGCUGUUCAGAGCAGCUCGCCUCAUAAAGCUGCUCCGCCAGGGCUACACCAUCCGCAUCCUGCUGUGGACCUUCGUCCAGUCAUUCAAGGCCCUGCCUUACGUCUGUCUCCUCAUUGCCAUGCUGUUCUUCAUCUAUGCCAUCAUUGGUAUGCAGGUGUUUGGCAACAUUGAGCUCAAUGACGAAAUGGCCAUCAAUCAUCACAACAACUUCCGGACCUUCUUCCAAGCCUUGACUCUCCUCUUCAGGAGUGCGACUGGCGAGGCGUGGCAUGAGAUCAUGUUGGCGUGUUUAAGUAAUCGACCGUGCGAUCAGCUCGCAGGAAACAUGGGGACAGACUGUGGAAGCGAUUUUGCAUAUUUCUACUUUGUCUCCUUUAUCUUCCUCUGCUCAUUUUUGAUGUUGAACCUGUUUGUUGCCGUCAUCAUGGACAACUUUGAGUACCUGACCAGGGACGCCUCCAUCCUGGGGCCUCAUCACCUGGAUGAGUUUAUCCGCGUGUGGGCGGAGUAUGAUCCUGCUGCUUGCGGACAUAUCGCUUAUCGCGAUAUGUACGAGAUGCUUCGUGAUAUGUCCCCUCCACUAGGUUUGGGCAAAAAAUGUCCACGCCGAAUCGCCUACAAGCGGCUGGUGAAGAUGAACAUGCCCAUUGGCGAUGACAACACGGUGCACUUCACCUCCACACUGAUGGCUCUGAUCCGUACGGCCCUGGAGAUCAAGCUGGCAUCGGGGGUCCUGGCGCAGCAUUUGUGCGACGCUGACUUAAAGAGGGAGCUGAACCGAGUGUGGCCCAACUUGCCCCAGAAGACUGUCAACCUGCUGGUGACCCCACACAAGUACAAUGAACUGACUGUGGGGAAAGUCUACGCUGCUCUGAUGAUCUUUGACUACUACAAACAGAAUCGUGCUAAAAGACUCCAGCAGAAUUCUGCAGGUGGCCCUCAGAGUACGAUCGGGGCCCUGUUCCGGCCGAUGCUACCCUUCACUCAUAUGAGGGAAGUGGAACCAUCUUUCUCAUUUCAACCUGAACCAGAACCUCAGAUGCAGGUUCCACUGACCACCACCACCACCACCAACAGGGACAUAAUGCUGAACCAGAGGAGCGCCAUCAAACAUUCUCAGUCUGGAGAUGUUGCUCAAAGGCCUAAAGACCGGAGGAAGCUCCAAAGAGGCCAAUCAGAGGACAAGGACCAACCUGCCAAACCUCAGGAAGCCGUUGAGAUGAAGCCAGUGGAGAAUGUUUCCGAUACAGAGAGAUAUCCCGGCCUGGAAGGUCACUGCCGAGCGGCUUCUCUGCCCCGACUCAACGCCGAGUACUAUCGGAGCCACCCUCGCCACGCCCCCGGGACCCACCUGGCACCGAUAGCCGACCUUAGUCCUAUAAGACGUUCGGCAUCUUCUCUAACGCCACAGCACCCCCAGGAGAUCAGUCUGAAGGAGUACAGCCUGGAACGGUCUGGCCCAGCACAAUCCUCCACAAGCCCGGGACAGGCCCAAGUCCAGGACAGGUCCCACCACCAUCACCAUCAUCACCACUGCCAUCACCGCCGGGACAAAGACAAGAAGCAGAAAUCGCUGGACAGUGCAGUGGCAGUGGCGCCGUCCAUCACUGUCGGUUCGUUCGAUGAUCCUUCUCCUGAAAGUGCUUCCAGAGAGCGAGCGCGGGAUCGGGACCGUGGCCGACCUCAUGAGAGAAGACACCACUCCUCGGCGGGAGAGAAGCAGCGGUAUUACUCCUGUGAGCCUUAUGGCAACAGGGAGCAUUGUCACACCAAGUCAGCCGGUCCCAGCCGAUCUACAUCUCCAGGAGAAAGCCAAGAUGCUGGUCUCCUCAAACAGCCUGGUAGCACUGUGGUUAAAUCUGGCUCUUUGUCACUAACCUCUGGUACCAGCACUCCAGGCCGUGGUCGUAGGCAGCUCCCCCAGACCCCCCUCACCCCUCGUCCUGCUGUGGCCUAUAAAACUCGCUUCAGCCGUGGCCUUUCAGAGCAUGAGCGCUUACUCACGGCCUACGACAAGUCUCCGAUACCUGUCACCCACAUGACUUCAGACCCUAGUUUGAACCCACUGCAACAGGACAUUUCUCAACAAUGCCUCCUUGAUGAUACAGAAGACUUCCAAGACACUGUCAGCACCCAUGGAGGGGCCCACACUGCCAGAAACAUUGCCUCUACUACAGAUUCGGCUCCACAUGGAACUGCUGCCAUGCCCGCCACAGCAGGUGGUACACAGGGUCGGACAGGGGCGGUGCCUAACGGGUACCACUUUACCCUGGGGGUCAACUCUGCCUCUGGGUCAGGGAGUAGGGGAACAGGUAGUCUCAGGGAGAGGGAGGAAAAGGACUGGUGCUAACAUGGCUAAAGACUUUGGACCAGUUUUCAUGUUCACUGUGGAGUGGGCAGUUCAUCAGCACCUACUAUGGGUCCUGUGUGCAGGUAAAUAUAGAGUAAUCUUUGAGGAAAAAGGCAGUAGAAAGUGCUGUAAAAGGGGGU
This is a messenger RNA of Thalassophryne amazonica, 7287 nucleotides long. RefSeq names its product voltage-dependent N-type calcium channel subunit alpha-1B-like. The record is from RefSeq and is a predicted model, not a curated record. Gene Ontology annotation, cellular component: voltage-gated calcium channel complex; neuronal cell body; membrane. Gene Ontology annotation, molecular function: high voltage-gated calcium channel activity. Gene Ontology annotation, biological process: calcium ion import across plasma membrane; chemical synaptic transmission. NCBI's taxonomy places the organism in Eukaryota, Metazoa, Chordata, Actinopteri, Batrachoidiformes, Batrachoididae.